Talaromyces marneffei is the source of this 330-nucleotide messenger RNA. RefSeq lists its product as uncharacterized. The record is from RefSeq and is a predicted model, not a curated record. The transcript is spliced from 3 exons. NCBI's taxonomy places the organism in Eukaryota, Fungi, Ascomycota, Eurotiomycetes, Eurotiales, Trichocomaceae. The coding region runs from base 1 to 330 and encodes 109 amino acids. Gene Ontology annotation, biological process: meiotic DNA recombinase assembly involved in reciprocal meiotic recombination; double-strand break repair via homologous recombination; meiotic joint molecule formation. Gene Ontology annotation, cellular component: Swi5-Sfr1 complex; Swi5-Swi2 complex.
AUGCAGCAGCCGCAAGAUCAACUUCCAUCCUCCAAGGACUCUGACAAGGAUCCUCAGGCAGAGCAACACAACGACAAAACAACCUCCCUACAAAGCACAAUCACCAAUCUCGAAAAUCAAAUCGUCUCGCUACAAACCCAAAUACAAGAAGCCACCUCCAAGCUAAGAUCACCUACUCCGUCCCAAACAGUCCGGGACCACAUCCGACUACUACACGACUACAACGAGAUCCGCGACAUUGGACAGGGUCUGUUAGGCCUGAUUGCCGAGAAGCGUGGUGUUCGGUACAAGGAUGUUUUGGAGGAGUUUGGGGUUGAUGCUGAUGAUUGA